AUGUGUUACUACGGAAGUUACUAUGGUGGCCUGGGCUGUGGCUAUGGUGGCCUGGGCUGCGGCUAUGGCUGUGGCUAUGGUGGCCUGGGCUGCCGCUAUGGCUGUGGCUAUGGUGGCUAUGGCUCCCUCUGCUGCCGCCCCCUGUGCUGUGGGAGGUACUGGUCCUAUGGCUUCUACUGA
Jaculus jaculus (lesser Egyptian jerboa) is the source of this 180-nucleotide messenger RNA. Its product is annotated as keratin-associated protein 20-2-like. Lineage: Eukaryota; Metazoa; Chordata; Mammalia; Rodentia; Dipodidae. The record is from RefSeq and is a predicted model, not a curated record. Bases 1 to 180 code for a protein of 59 amino acids. The transcript has a single exon.